Molecule: messenger RNA, 5145 nt
Organism: Myotis brandtii (Brandt's bat)
Lineage: Eukaryota; Metazoa; Chordata; Mammalia; Chiroptera; Vespertilionidae
Gene: SH2D3C
Product: SH2 domain containing 3C
Exons: 11
Coding region: 2588-4714 (708 amino acids)
Biological process (GO): small GTPase-mediated signal transduction; positive regulation of peptidyl-serine phosphorylation
Molecular function (GO): guanyl-nucleotide exchange factor activity; phosphotyrosine residue binding
Source: RefSeq, a predicted model, not a curated record
GCUGAGUUGGAGUGUUAGUAAUUUUAACAUUUGCUGAGAUGUAAUUCUGCCCUAGACAGUAUUCUAGGUCCUGGGGAGACAGCAGUGGGCACAGCAGGCAAAACCCUGGGCUCCCGGAGCCCCCAUUCCAGGGUGGGGGUGACAGAUGAUUAACGAGAAAGCGAGUUAUACCGUCAGAGGAGAAAAGCGUCAGGGAGAGGUUUAAAUCAAUAAGGGCAUUGGUCGUGGGGGGAGUGGCUAGUGGUGGCAAUUUAGGGAGGUUAGCUAGGAAAAACGUCCCUGAGAAAAUGACGCUUAAACAAAGGAGAUGAGGUAACAGUCCCUCUUGCUAUCUGGGGGAGCGCGUACCAGGCCGAGGGGACAGCAUGGCCAAAGGUCCCCAGGUGGGGCGUCCUUGGCAUAUUUGAGAACAAGGCGGGGGGCUGGGGGAGAGGAGUGGGAGGGGACAGGCUGGAGAGGACAUGGGUUCAGGGACCGUAAGGCCCGGCAGGCCCGGAGGCCCGGCUGUGACUGUGCGGCCAUUGCUGGCCUUGAGCGCAUGAGGGCCAUACUGUGACUUGGGGUGACAAGGACCUCUCCUUUCAGGGGGAUCUGAAUGCACUUCUACUCAUUGUAAAGGUCCCACCCAAGUGCCCUUUCCUCCGACCCAGAGACCCGACCCCUCCACCCCCGUUCCUAGGGCUGUUCAGAAGGAACCUGAGACUUGGGGAAGGUGGUACCCCAUAGGGGAGCCAGGGCACCCUGUGUUGCCUGGACCCCAGCCCUGAUGCCAGGCACUGAGAACAGGCCAGCUCCCCCCUUUCCUCCUGGAAUGUUGAUUCUGGUCCAAGAAUUCCCAGUGCUCCCCAGAGUCCCACGACCCUCUCGGCCCUGCAGAGUGACGUCAGCUGCUGGGCAUCUGGUAGUGAUUACCCACUGGGGGAGGGGGCGGUGGGGGCCCAGCCCGCUCAGCCUCCUCAGGCUCAGGGCGGCUGGUCCUUGUCUUCCGAAGGGGCCCAGCUGCUCCUGGCUCUCAUUUCCUGUGGAGACUUUCUCACAGUCCUCGAGACCCCCGGACGCCUCGGGCUGUGGGAACUGUGCUGGUUCAGGAACGAUGGACUGCCCCGCCCCCAGCUGAGACAAUCCCCCUCAACCCUCAGGGGGCCCUGCUUGCAGCGUGGGCCACCUAUGUCGGGGGUGAGGGCUGGGAGGACAGGGGUGGGAUGUAUCCGCAGCUCAGAGGCCCCCUGACUCUACAUCCUUGAACUCAACUCCCCUCUCUGAGCCUCAGUUUCCCCAUCUAUAAACUGGGGAAAUUAACAGCAGCUGCUUCACAGGGUUGCUGUGGGGAUUGGAUGAGAUGUGGCAGGUGGGACAUUUACCCUGGGCUUGACCCAAGAAAGUACCAAUACACGGGAGCCGCUCAUACCGCCAUGCCCAGGGUACAGAAGAGGAAACUGAGGCCCGAUGAGGGGGUUUGCCCAGGGUCACACAGCUUCCUCCCUCCCGGCCGAGGGCCCUCCCCAGAGCCCCAGCGGGUCUUCCCUCUGCACCCACAUGCCCUUUCCUCUUUCUGACAUCGGUUCUGGGCUCCGAUUUGGAUGAAAUCUCUUUCCUUGCCAUCCCCUCCCCAGCUUCCCCUCUCCCCCCACCAGGAGCAGCCUCUGUUUCCUGGGGGGACCACCUCAUGCAAGGGACAGCGCAGAGCCCACCCCGACCCAGUCUGCGCAGCCGUGUGUCCUGGGUCAGGUCCCCAGCUUCCUUUCCUCCCCUAGAACAUGGGGCUUCCGGUCCCGGGCCUUCGGUCAGCAUCCAGCGCGUGCCUUCCCGUCUGCUCUUCUCCUGCACAUUCUGCAGCCUCAGAACUCAGAGUCCCUGGCUCUGCCCUCUUCUUACAAGGCUGCUGCCCUCUCUGAGCUCCUGCCGGGAGCUCACCCCUGCCAAGGAGUCUGAGGGCGCAGAAUGGUGGAGAAGGAGCAGGCUUGCCUCCAGGACAGUGGCCCAUCUUAGAGGUGGUGGGGCAGGGCGGGCGCUAAAGCCAAGGGCCCUCCUGGCAGGAGAUCCCAAAGGCCCGCAGCAGGGUGUCCCUGGAGAGCCGGGGCGUCCUGCCCCAGAUCGCUCUCUGCCCGGGGCCCUUAAAGCGUGAGGAACACAGAGCAGGUUGCUUGUCGGCCAGGGCGGAGUGAAGGUCAAGGUGAAGGCGGGAAAGAAUCUUGCUGCCCCAGGGCAGGAUGGGAGAUCCCGGGGAGAGGGGCUGGGGCAGAGAGAGGAGCCACACGGGCUCGGGAACCUCGCACCCUUCCCUCUCACAGGAUCCUUGUGGCCCCUCUGGGAAGACAGUUAAAAUGAGUCACUUUCACAGAUGAGGACGUUGACCCUCAGAGAGGGGAAGGCAAAGGGAAAGCCAAGAAGCAGGAGGCAGCGGCCGGGGAAGUCUCCACUCAGGGCCGUCUGAGCAGGCCUCCAGGCCCAAGGGGACAAACGAGGGGACAGACAGAGGGCAAAGCUGCCUGUGGGGAGGGAGGGCCCGGGUGGGGCAGGAUGGCGGCCCCUCCACUGCCUCUCCUCGGGGAGCCCGGGGGAGCCGUGCCCUUUCCUCUGGGCCAGGAUGGAGGUCCUGAAGGUCACGUGGUGCUCAGACUUAAACCUGCAUCAGGGGAAUAAAAGGGCUGCUGGAGAGCCGGAGGCUGGCGGGGACUACGUGAAGUUUUCCAAGGAGAAGUACAUCCUGGACUCAUCGCCUGAGAAACUACACAAGGAGUUGGAGGAAGAACUCAAACUCAGCAGUACAGAUCUCCGCAGCCACGCCUGGUACCAUGGCCGCAUCCCCCGAGAGGUGUCCGAGACCCUGGUGCAGCGCAACGGCGACUUUCUCAUCCGGGACUCGCUCACCAGCCUGGGCGACUACGUGCUCACCUGCCGCUGGCGCAACCAGGCCUUGCACUUCAAGAUCAACAAGGUGGUGGUGAAGGCGGGCGAGAGCUACACCCACAUCCAGUACCUGUUCGAGCAGGAGAGCUUCGACCACGUGCCCGCCCUCGUGCGGUACCACGUGGGCAGCCGCAAGGCCGUGUCGGAGCAGAGCGGCGCCAUCAUCUACUGCCCCGUCAACCGCACCUUCCCGCUGCGCUACCUGGAGGCCUGCUAUGGCCUGGGCCAGGGCGGGGGCAAGGCGGCUGGGCCCGCCAGCCCUGCGGGCCCCAAGGGCAGCCACAUGAAGCGGCGCAGCGUCACCAUGACCGACGGGCUCACCACCGACAAGGUCACCCGCAGCGAUGGCUGCCCCACCAGCACAGCACUGCCCCACCCCCGGGAAUCCAUCCGCAACUGUGCGCUCAGCAUGGACCAGAUCCCAGACCUGCACUCGCCUAUGUCCCCCAUCUCCGAGAGCCCCAGCUCCCCCGCCUACAGUACCGUGACCCGUGUUCAUGCCGCCCCCGCAGCCCCCUCAGCCACAGUGCUGCCUGCCUCCCCGGUCACCCGCCGCUCCAGUGAACCCCAGCUGUGUCCCGGAAGUGCCCCAAAGCCCCCUGGGGAGUUGGACAAGGGCCCUUAUGCCAGUCCCUCCCACACCCUCUGCAAGGCCUCCCCCUCACCAUCGCUCAGCAGCUACAGCGACCCGGACUCUGGCCAUUACUGCCAGCUCCAGCCUCCUGUCCGUGGCAGCCGUGAGUGGGCAGCAGCUGAGGCCUCCAGCCGGCAGGGCAAGAGCUACGGAGAGAGGCUAAAGGAACUGUCAGAAAAUGGGGCCCCCGACGGGGACUGGGGCAGGGCCUUCACAGUCCCCAUCAUAGAAGCCACCUCUUCCUUCAACCCAGCCACUUUCCAGUCACUGCUGAUCCCCAAGGAUAACCGGCCCCUGGAGGUGGGCCUCCUGCGCAAGGUCAAGGAGCUGCUGGCAGAGGUGGACGCCCGGACGUUGGCUCAGCAUGUCACCAAGGUUGACUGCCUGGUUGCUAGGAUACUGGGCGUUACCAAGGAGAUGCAGACCCUAAUGGGAGUCCGCUGGGGCAUGGAGCUGCUCACCCUCCCCCAUGGCCGGCAGCUACGUCUAGACCUGCUGGAAAGGUUCCACACCAUGUCCAUCAUGCUGGCUGUGGACAUCCUGGGCUGCACCGGCUCUGCUGAGGAGCGGGCAGCGCUUCUGCACAAGACCAUCCAGCUGGCCGCCGAGCUUCGGGGGACCAUGGGCAACAUGUUCAGCUUCGCUGCGGUCAUGGGCGCCCUGGAUAUGGCCCAGAUUGCCCGGCUGGAGCAGACAUGGAUGACUCUGCGACAGCGACACACGGAGGGUGCCAUCCUCUACGAGAAGAAGCUCAAGCCGUUUCUCAAGAGCCUCAAUGAGGGCAAAGAAGGCCCACCGCUGAGCAACACCACAUUUCCUCACGUCCUGCCGCUCAUCACUCUGCUGGAGUGUGACACAGCCCCGGCCGAGGGUCCGGAGCCCUGGGGCAGCACGGAGCACGGCGUGGAGGUGGUGCUGGCCCACCUGGAGGCUGCCCGCACGGUGGCACACCAUGGAGGCCUGUACCACACCAAUGCCGAGGUCAAGCUGCAGGGGUUUCAGGCCCAGCCCGAGCUCCUGGAGGUUUUCAGCACCGAGUUCCAGAUGCGCCUCCUCUGGGGCAGUAAGGGCGCCAGCAGCAGCCAGGCCCGGCGCUAUGAGAAGUUUGACAAGGUUCUCACCGCCCUGUCCCACAAACUGGAGCCUGCCGUCCGCUCCAGCGAGCUGUGACCCCCGUGGACCCUUCCCCUCUGCAGCUGCGGGCAGCAUCCGGGACAGAGGGGCACAGACCUUUCUCCAGAGCACCCCAGGGACACUGUGACCAGCCCAAGAAUGUACCGGACUCCACGCCAAGAUCGCCCUUGCGCCCCCGGGGUUCUGCGUGGAUUCUGGGCUCCGUCCCACCUGCUACAUGCUCACCACGUCUCCUUCAGGAAGAACCAGGAUCCCUGUUCCUCCCUCCAGCUCUGCCUCUCCCCGUCCUGCUGAGGUGCCCUGUGUUUGAGCCAUGGGAGGCUCCUCACGCCUCCUCACUCUCCUCCAGGCAUCUGCUCCCCACCGACACCAAGGCCUCCAUCUGGCUGUAAAUAAGUCUCCGUUCUGUAAAUAGAUGUACAGAAGCCAUGCUCUUUCUUUCAUAUAAUAAACUUUUAUGUCUCUUU